Messenger RNA from Spea bombifrons (plains spadefoot toad), 3077 nucleotides. It is a transcript of the gene IVNS1ABP, whose product is annotated as influenza virus NS1A binding protein. Gene Ontology annotation, molecular function: protein binding. Lineage: Eukaryota; Metazoa; Chordata; Amphibia; Anura; Pelobatidae. Bases 261 to 2189 code for a protein of 642 amino acids. The record is from RefSeq and is a predicted model, not a curated record. The transcript is spliced from 15 exons.
CCCGCCAUGGUUAGCAUGGUUAGUGAUGAGGCGUGUGGUUUCAUGUCUGUUGGCGCUGGUGAGGAGAUGAGGUUUCUUCUUCUUCUUUAGUUGCGACGACCGCCAUUCAAAACCCCGCUAGUGUCACGUUUUUCUUACACGGAGACAUUUUCAGCUUGGAUCUUGAAGCGUUGCUAUGUUUUAACGAGGUGCAGGCUCGUUUGAUCUCUGUCCAGACAGCUUUUCUCGCCUGUAUACCUGUGUUUGUUACAGUAGGAAAAAUGGUUCCGAACGGGUUUUUAAAUUUCGAAGAUGAGCAGUUUAUAGAGUCGUCUGUAGCCAAACUGAAUGCCUUACGGAAAAGUGGACAGUUUUGCGAUGUCAAGCUUCAGGUUUGCGGCCACGAGAUGCAGGCACACAAGGCAGUCCUCGCCUGCUGUAGUCCUUUCUUGUUUGAAAUUUUCAACAACGACAAUGAAGCUCAUGGCAUUUCUCAUGUCAAAUUUGAUGAUCUGAACCCUGAGGCUGUUGAAGUCUUACUAAAUUAUGCAUACACGUCUCAGCUUAAAGCUGAGACAGAAUUGGUAAAAGAUGUCUAUUCUGCAGCAAAGAAACUUAAAAUAGAUCGAGUAAGACAGGUGUGUGGAGAUUAUUUACUUUCUAAAAUGGAUGUUCAAGGCUGCAUCUCGUAUCGGAACUUUGUGAACACAAUGGGGGACUGGCGUCUGUUAAGUAAAAUCGAUGCCUACAUUCAAGAGAAUCUCUUGAUAAUUUCCGAGCAGGAGGAUUUUCUUAAACUUUCGAGACUUAAGCUGGAGAUAAUGCUUGAAGAGAAUGUCUCCCUCCCCAGCAACGGUAAAUUGUACACAAAGGUAAUCAACUGGGUGCAGCGCAGCCUGUGGGAAAACGGAGAAAGCUUGGAGUCCCUGAUGGAUGAGGUACAGACCUUGUACUAUUCAGCUGAGCACAAGCUGCUUGACGGAACGCUUCUAGAUGGAACCACAGAGAUAUUUGGUGUUGAUGAAGACCAUAUUCAACUGGUUCAGAAGAAAUCCCCUCGUGAAAAUGAUCACAGGCAUGCAAGCAGCAGCUCUUCCGGACCCUUAUCUCCUCCAGGAGCUGCUGCCAUCAACCCCAAACAUGAAUGGAAAAUCAUUGCAUCAGAGAAGAAAAGUAAUAAAACAUACCUUUGCCUGGCAGUCCUCAAUAGUACGCUGUGUGUCAUCUUCUUGCAUGUACGCAAUACGCCAUUGAACUCUCCUCUAAAUACACCAUGCUUGAAAAAAAGUUUGAGUAUAGAAAUACAGCCGGAUGAGUCAAAUGAAAAAAUCAUUUCUCCAAUGCAUUAUGCCCGUUCUGGACUGGGGACAGCAGAAUUAAGUGGAAAACUGAUAGCAGCAGGAGGUUAUAACCGGGAAGAGUGCUUGCGUACAGUUGAGUGCUAUGAUCCAGAAUAUGACUCCUGGACCUUCUUGUCACCCAUGAAAACUCCAAGAGCACGAUUCCAGAUGGCUGUGCUGAUGGGUCAGUUGUAUGUGGUUGGAGGAUCAAAUGGUCAUUCGGAUGACCUCAGCUGUGGAGAAAAAUAUGACAUUAAAUCAAACACUUGGACACCAGUUCCUGAACUCAGAAGCAAUCGAUGUAAUGCAGGGGUUUGUGCCCUCAAUGGAAAAUUGUACAUUAUUGCUGGUUCUGAUCCAUAUGGUCAGAAAGGCCUUAAAAACAGUGAUGUGUUUGACCCUGUAUCAAAGGAAUGGACAAGUUGCGCACCACUUAAUAUCCGAAGGCAUCAGUCAGCAGUUUGUGAACUUGGUAACUACAUGUAUAUAAUUGGUGGUGCAGAAUCCUGGAAUUGCCUUAAUUCUGUGGAGCGUUAUAAUCCUGAAAACGACACCUGGACACUGGUGGCACCUAUGAAUGUUGCCCGCCGUGGAGCGGGUGUCUCUGUAUAUGAUGGAAAAAUAUUUGUAGUAGGAGGAUUUGAUGGAUCUCAUGCUCUGAGCUGCGUUGAAUCGUAUGACCCUGCCAAAAAUGAGUGGAAAAUGAUGGGCAGCAUGACCUCUUCGAGAAGCAAUGCUGGUGUGGUAGCCGUUGGCAACAGGAUAUUUGCUAUUGGUGGGUUUGACGGAAAUGAGUUCUUGAACACAAUUGAAACUUACAACCCAGAGACCAACGAAUGGAGCCCAUAUACCAAAACAAGCAGUUCAUAGCUAAUGCAUUUUCCUUUUUUUUCUUCUUCUUCUUCUUUACACUGAUUCUUAGCUUGUGUUAUCAGCCUAUGCUGAAAGUCUCUUGUUUGCUACACCAGCAAGUCAAACCUUUUUGCGUAUUGUAUAUUUUUGAGAUGUUGUAAAUAUUUUUCUCAUGUUUUGGCAAAAUAUUUUUUGUGGUAACUUUGUAAUUUAAAUUGAGAAAUUGUACUAAAUAUUUCUCAAUUCCCACUCGGUAACAAAGAUGUAAUUUUUUUUCUUUUUCCAGAUCGUUCGUUCGUUAAAUUGUAGAGUUCUAAAUGUUAAGUAAUAAAAGUAUUUGAACUUUUUAACUGUAUGGAGGUGAAAUUUGUGAUAUUUUUUUCCAGUAAAUAAAAUGUUUUGCAGAACCUUAUUGACAUAAAAGAAAACUAAUAUUUUUGAGUAAAACAUGCCAAAACAAUGAAAAGCUUCAGAUUGCCUUUUUAAUACCAUUUUUAUACAAACCCUUACUUUGGCAGUGGGAAAAAUGUCUUGUUUCUCUGUAAGAACUGUUUGUUUUCUUUCUCUUUAAACUGAAAAACAAAAAUAUGCUUCAUUACAUUUAGGGAAAUGUUUUGAAGGGGAUAGAUGGAAGAUUUCCCCCCGCUUUAGAAAUGUGGGAUAUUUUGUUUUCUGUGGCAGCCUUUUUAUAUAAUGUUUCGUUACUGCAAAAACCUUAAAGAUAGUCAACUGUAGUAAUUUUAGAAAAUCUCUACAGAUUUACACUGUCUUAAAUUGUCUUCAGUCAACUGUAUUCUGUGUUCUUACCUAGACAGAGUUGUUUUUUUUUAAAGCAUCCGUACAUCUUGUUUUCUGUCACUGCUAAUGUACACAAUUCUUAAAUAAAAUUGGCCAAUUACAAAUCGC